GUCGAGUAAUGCUGAAGCAUAUCCUGACGGGGCAACCGUCGUCAGCGGGCUCCAGGCACCAGCACAAUGACUACCAGGCGAGCUCGGGCUCGUUGCACAGCGGCCACCACCACCACCAUCAUUCUGGUCACCAACAGGAUCAACAGCAACACCAUCAUUACAACCAAAACAGCAACGUUCGUGGAACGACAGGGGGAAGCCAAGGAUGGGGAAUCGACGUUUACGACUCGGUGGUCCAUCAAAGAGCCAACGUGCAUCAGGCUGCCACCACGCCAUCUUCCACUCACAGACACCCUUUGAAUCAUUCUCAGUUGAGCGUGAACAAUCUUUCUCAACGAUUGAAUCACUCGCACGCUCUUAAUCUGUCCACGUUGUCCACGUCGAAGCAUUCUGUGAACAGCGUCAGUCCUGUUGCCGGUGGGAAUAACAAUAACAAUAAUAAUAAUCUGUCGACUACAUUGGGGGUGAUAUCCCCGGCGCCGCUGCACCAGGACAGCAGACCUAAAGCGAAUGGAGGCUUUGAUAUCUCGAGACUGUCCAGAUUACCCAGUCAGGCGACACCUUCGCCUGCACCUGCUCUUCAGGGUACGACUACCGGGGGACAGUUAACCGGUCCCGGUUCCACGGCGUACUCCUUGAACGCUUCCUGGUCGUCGUCCCUGUCAAGGAAUCACAAGGACCACGAGGUUAGCGCGAAAGAGACGUUGACCAGUUUGGGUUUAUUGUGUCUAGUGUCGUUGUUACUGGCGCUACUCUCGUUGAUCUUCUUGCUGAAGAUCUCACCGUUAACGGUGACGCCGAGUAGCCUGAUCAGCCCGAAAGAGUAUACGAUUGUCUACGAGGUGACGUUAGCGCUGUGCGCACUCGCCCUCUCCCUAAACCUCUGCUGUCUCCUCAUGUGCGCUAUACAGUUCCUCUUCACUGUGAAACUCGUCAAGACUUCGUAUCAAGGACAUUGGAGUAACAAGUACCUGCAAAAAUCAUCCAUCAGCCGGAUAUGUGCUGUCGGAGGGUUUUUCAUUAGCAUUCCCGUCUUUCUAACUGGUAUGAUAUUGUAUACAUUCAUCCAGUUUCAUUCGACGCCGGUGUCACGUAAAAUGGAUACUUGGGUUGCGAGAGAAAAGAAAGCUGAGUCGCAGCCCAACUAUUAA
Molecule: messenger RNA, 1151 nt
Organism: Bombus huntii
Lineage: Eukaryota; Metazoa; Arthropoda; Insecta; Hymenoptera; Apidae
Product: serum factor response D-like
Exons: 3
Coding region: 9-1151 (380 amino acids)
Source: RefSeq, a predicted model, not a curated record